Molecule: messenger RNA, 1539 nt
Organism: Homarus americanus (American lobster)
Lineage: Eukaryota; Metazoa; Arthropoda; Malacostraca; Decapoda; Nephropidae
Product: endoplasmic reticulum membrane sensor NFE2L1-like
Exons: 6
Coding region: 406-1524 (372 amino acids)
Biological process (GO): regulation of transcription by RNA polymerase II
Cellular component (GO): nucleus
Molecular function (GO): RNA polymerase II cis-regulatory region sequence-specific DNA binding; DNA-binding transcription factor activity, RNA polymerase II-specific
Source: RefSeq, a predicted model, not a curated record
CUUGGUGAUUCACAAGGUGGAGACUUAAAUAUCAAAACUAAAACUUUAGAAACAAACUAAAGUAUUAAGUGCUUUUGGUAUAAUCUUAAUGAAAUCAUACUUGUGAAGCAGAAUCUCAAGCGAUCUCAGAAAUCUAUAAUACGGAGUGUUACCUGACUUAAGUGGAUUAUUUAUGCAUUGUGAUAUACUUUAAAAUUAAGCGACUGAUAUUGCAACAAAUCAAAACAAUAACGUGAAAAUCAAAGGAUAGUGCUUUGUGUAUUUUGAGUGCUCGAGGAUUAACAGUGUUUAGAAACAGUGCUAAGUGUUUCUAAGAGUGCCGAGUGAUUGUACUUAAUACAUUAUUUGUGGGUGGAACUUUUGGUUUAUAUUCAAUACUAGUGUUGGGGAGAAAGUUUCGUCACCAUGUUGCUGUACGCCCGCCGCAAGAAGCUACUGCGUGACGAGCGUGUGCUUCAGCUGGUGCUGCUGUUGAGUCUGCUCCGAGGUGACCCUGACCUUCUACUAGGUCCUGGGGGUAGCUCUCCCCUCGGUGAUUUGCCACAUGACCUUAUCUUGGGGUCGUCCCUGGGUCACGUGCUCCCCUCAUCACCCAUGACCAUUGGCGCCAAUCUCCACCCCAAGAGUCUAGAUCGCAUCCUGGCCGACUACCAGCGCUCAGUUCUGGAUGAUCUCAAUGCCCUGGGCCGCUACACAUCUCUCCAGCAGGCACACAUUGGUGACGUCCAGGCCUACUUACUCAACUCACACACGUCGCUCCCAUCACCGCCCACCGCCGACACACCAGACCAUCACCAUCAGGGACCCACCUCACCACCCAACCAGCCCAACAAUAUCUUGCCCGACCCACCACCUUCAGACUACAACCUCUCUGAUGACCUCACUCCAGAGGAUUUGGCUCUGAUUGAAGCAUUAUGGAAGCAAGAUGUUGAUUUGGGAGUGCCCAGGGAAGUUUAUGAAGAUGAAGUUGUGGAGACUCUCAAUGAUGCUCAGACCAAGGACAAGGACCAUGGGAAGAAGCCAAAGGGUGAUACGAAGAUUGAUGAAAAGGCUGAUGACAACUUGUGUUUACACCUCAAUUUCACUAUUGACUCUGAGACAGGUGAGCACGUACUUUCACCUGAGAGUCAAAUUAGUGGAGGUGACGUGACCUUUGAACCUGUCUCAUCCCUUAAUUCGCCUUCCUUCACCCUCAACGAGACUGUGGCAGAUUUUAAUCUAGAGUUCAAUCUUGACGAGGCACUUCAAUUUGUUGGACUCGACUGCUCUGAAACUGGAGAGACCGUUUGGAAGUCAUCAGAAUCUGAGAACAACUCAGACAGCCUUGUUAAGACAGUGUCGGAGAAGGAAGAGGAGGAGAGUGAAGAUAGUUUGGACGUGCUAAACGAUACCCUGGACGACAUGAUCCAGGCCUCUCAGCUCCACCCGCAUCACCCACGAUCAUUACAGGUAAAUAAAUCUUUUGUGUUGAUCUUCACCAUUUCUUUGAAAAGGUGUGUUUUUAAGCAUCCUCAGGUGUAUUGAUAUUCCUCAAAUGAA